Messenger RNA from Paramecium pentaurelia, 861 nucleotides. The record is from the annotation of a GenBank genome assembly. NCBI's taxonomy places the organism in Eukaryota, Ciliophora, Oligohymenophorea, Peniculida, Parameciidae.
AUGAAUUCUUAUCUUUCAGUAAACAUCAUUGAUUUUAGAAGUAAAAGUUUAAACAAAAUAAACACAUUUCACUUUGAGCAUCCAACCAGAAGAAAAUCAUGUUAUUGUAAUUAAUGUGGAAAGAUUAAUCAAUUCUAAUAACAACAUGCUAAUUUACCAACUUAAAAAGAAAUUGAUUACUAGAAUCAAGUAGAGAAUUUAAGAAAGUUAAGUUUAUGUGAUGAAAUUAAGACUGAAACUCCUAGUGAAUUAAGUCUAAUGGAUAGUGAAAAUGGAAGACUUUUAAGGAACUCAAAUCGUUCGAUUUCUAUUGUUAAUAAAUAUUUCAAAGGAUCCAUGAAUUUUGAUUAAUAUAGUGUUGAUAAUUAAACUAGAUUAAAAAGGAGAAGUUGUGAAUGUUCUGAAUGUGGAUAUCUAACUCAAUUUUAAAGAAAGUAUGAAGACUUAUCAAUACCUAAAAGGGAUAAAAAAAUGAAGUAAUUUAUAAUAAAGAACCAUCGUAUAUAUAUUAAAGGAAUUAGUAAAGAACUCUAAUUAAAUUAGAAAAAAAUAAUAAUAUAAAAAUCAAUAAUUUCUUCUCCUCAAAGUUAGAAAUCAUUUUAAAUUAAAUAAUUUGAAUAAAUCAGAAGAACUUAAGAUAUCAACAAAUUAGUAUUAAAUCGUAUUUCAACAAGAGACUUAGAAUAGCAAAAAUAAAUUUAAAAUAAAUAUUCCAUAAUUAAAUCUUGUAAACAAUUGGAUUCUCCUUAAUUUAGUUAUAGCAAAUCUUAAAGAAAUAUAGUUCAUAAACCAACAAUGUCAUUUAAUACAAUAUCUAAUUCAAAGUGGAAGUCCUAUAAAAAUACAAAAGAAUUUUAAUGA